Dibothriocephalus latus is the source of this 444-nucleotide messenger RNA. Lineage: Eukaryota; Metazoa; Platyhelminthes; Cestoda; Diphyllobothriidea; Diphyllobothriidae. The record is from the annotation of a GenBank genome assembly.
AUGAAAGAUAUCGUCAUCCUGCCAGCCGACAAGCGUCGCUUGGCUGAAGCCUUGGAUAAGACUGACUACAUGCUGAGACUACAAGGUCUGUUGGGGGAAAAAAACGCUUACCAGCUUUGGGGAGCUGGAGAGUUCAAGAAACACAUGAACAGCGUCAAGAUGGCGAUUGAUAAGUUAAAGAAGUCCGGGGCUCUCAUAAGAAGGGAGACUCUGGCCGCAAAAGCCACAUACGCCGCGAUGGCGCGUUUCUACGAUUUGCCAACUGUGCAUAAGCCAGGAGUGCCCCUUCGACCCAUCGUCUCCUUGCGUGACACUCCGUCGUUCGGACAGUCGAAGGGGUUCGAUCAGUUGUUCCGUUUUCUCACCGAGGAUUCUGAAUGUACAUUUAAGUCGGCUGGACAGUUUUUGAGGAACAUAAAGCAUCUAGAAAUAGAUUCAGAGUAG